UGAAGAGUUUUUUGCUGAUGAACUCACUUAAGCCAUUGUUGCGUACAAAAACUCAUUCUCUUCUCCUUCAGAUUUAGCUUUGGGUGUAAAGGAGGAGUGUGUUGAAUUGAAUUUGUUGCUGAGAAAUCAGGGCAGAAUGGAAAUUGUAAGCUUGUUAUGGAUUGGACGCAUGUGGAACGAGGUUACGAACAUCUUCCAAAAGAAUUGUCUCUAAGGAAUGGAGGGCACUCGUUCCCACUCCGUAUUUUUCGCACUACCACAUACGCAAACAAGCAUGGAAUGCAAUUUUCGUUUCUCGAUCGAGGAGCUAAGGAGAACCAGAUGGUCACAAAAUAUUGCAGUAAGCCCACUCUCAAAAUGCUAGAGUACUUGCCUCAUGUCCUUUUUAGCUAUAAUGGAUUAGUUGUAUUAGAGUCAUCCCCGAAAUCCUCGUAUUUCAUUAUUUACAACCCCAUCACACAAGAAGAAAUCAUCUUGAAAAAGCUAUAUAGUACUGGCUACAUCUGUGCUAUUUAUUUUCACAGUUCGACAGGAGAAUACAGAACGAUGUAUGCAUAUAGAAAUUGCAAAGCCAUUACCCAUUGCUGGUCCUAUCUAAUAGCAGGUCAAUCCUGGAAUCAUUGGUUUCAUCUUCGGAUAGCUACUUAUGCGCCGCCUCUCAAGGGUGGUCCUGUAAACAUAAAUGGAUUUGUUUAUUGGAUGAUUGACAGUAAAGUAAUAGAUUAUACAGCUGCUAUUCCGCCUCUAUGCACUGCAUCUAUAAUCGCAUUCGACACGGAAACUGAGGAAAUCCGAGUUAUGGCUCAUCCAGGGACAACAUGUUCUAGCUGUCGAGAUGCGCAGCCAUAUAUGAACCUCCUAAAUGUGGAGAACAGUUUAGUCUAUGCUCGCGUAUAUCUGAAACUCAUCAGGAUUUGGGUGCUUGAAGAUUCUACGAAAUGGCUUUGGGCUAAGAGGUAUGACAUUAAUCUUGAUUUCGACGUGCAACAGUACCCAUCCGUAACAAAUCCACACUAUUAUAUAAAGCUUUUUUACAUCCCGGACGGGCAGCUGCUAAUAUAUUGGGAUGGUGUAGGGUUGUUUCAGUAUCAUCUGGAGCUCAAAACAUUUAGGAAAAUUGAUGUUAUAAUCAAUGGACGAGAUUUAAUGAGUUAUCAUAGGGAAAGUUUAUGCUGGACUUCUUACACAAAAAGCUUUGAGUCCUAUAUUAAAACUGUAUGAUUAUUUCUUUCUUUUGCUAUCAUUUUGGUUGUGAUUUUGGAAUUGUUUGAUAAUUCUUGGUUUUUGUUUAGAGAUUUUUACAUAGAUGCUAGAAAUACAAAAAAUAUUUACAGAGGAAA
This is a messenger RNA of Mercurialis annua (annual mercury), 1340 nucleotides long. RefSeq lists its product as uncharacterized. Lineage: Eukaryota; Viridiplantae; Streptophyta; Magnoliopsida; Malpighiales; Euphorbiaceae. The transcript is spliced from 3 exons. Bases 157 to 1221 code for a protein of 354 amino acids. The record is from RefSeq and is a predicted model, not a curated record.